Molecule: messenger RNA, 1557 nt
Organism: Centruroides sculpturatus (bark scorpion)
Lineage: Eukaryota; Metazoa; Arthropoda; Arachnida; Scorpiones; Buthidae
Product: coatomer subunit delta-like
Exons: 12
Coding region: 86-1555 (489 amino acids)
Biological process (GO): endoplasmic reticulum to Golgi vesicle-mediated transport; Golgi localization; retrograde vesicle-mediated transport, Golgi to endoplasmic reticulum
Cellular component (GO): COPI vesicle coat; cytosol
Source: RefSeq, a predicted model, not a curated record
CAACUUAUGUACCACCAAGGUGUUGUUAGCAGCUGCAGUAUGUUCGAAAUCUGGAAAAGCAAUUAUAUCACGCCAGUUUGUAGAGAUGACCCGUGCUCGCAUUGAAGGCCUCUUAGCAGCAUUUCCAAAAUUGUUAGGUUCUGGACGACAACAUACAUUUGUCGAGACUGAAAGUGUUCGAUAUGUGUAUCAGCCACUUGAGAAAUUAUAUAUGUUGCUAAUAACAACAAGAGCAAGUAAUAUUCUAGAAGAUUUAGAAACUCUUCGAUUAUUUUCUAGAGUGAUACCAGAGUAUUGUAAAAAUAUGGAUGAACAAGAUAUAACUGAGAAUUCAUUUAAUUUAAUAUUUGCAUUUGAUGAGAUAGUGGCAUUAGGAUAUAGAGAAAAUGUUAAUCUUGCACAAAUUCGUACAUUUGUGGAAAUGGAUUCCCACGAAGAAAAAGUUUAUCAAGCCAUACGUCAGACACAAGAACGUGAAGCAAAACAAAAGAUGAAGGAGAAAGCAAGAGAACUUCAACGAGCACGCCAAGAUGCUGCAAAGAAAGGAAGAACACCAGGAUUUGGUUCUGGUGGAUUUGGAAGUGGAAAUAUGGCUUAUCCAUCUUCACCUAUGAUUGGUGAUACAGCACCAUCUGUCCAAGAAUCACCAAAAACAACUUAUGUACCACCAAGUAGGCCAACUGGACCAAGCAAAGCAUUAAAACUUGGAAAUAAAAACAAAGAUGUUGAUUCCUUUGUUGAUCAAUUGAAGUCUGAAGGAGAAAAUGUGAUAAGUUCAACUGAACCAAUGAAACAAACAACAAUGAUUAAGAGCAGUUUGCCUCAUACUGAAAGUGUCCAUUUACAUGUUGAAGAAAAAAUUACUUUAACAGCUUUAAGAGAUGGUGGAUUGCAAAAUAUGGAAGUCCUUGGAUUAGUAACAUUACGCAUUACAGAUGAAAAAUAUGGAAAAGUAAAAAUACAAAUGGAAAAUAAAGAUGAUAAAGGAGCUCAGUUUCAAACCCAUCCAAACAUUGACAAGGAACUUUUUAAAACUCAUCAGCAGAUCGGACUGAGAAAUUCUACCAAACCAUUUCCAUUAAAUGCUGAUAUUGGUGUUUUAAAGUGGCGUUUUCAAACUCAGGAUGAUUCUUAUAUGCCAAUUUCAAUUAAUUGUUGGCCAUCUGAAAAUGGAAGUGGAGGCUGUGAUGUGAAUAUUGAAUAUGAAUUGGAACAAGACUUUUUAGAAUUAAAUGAUGUCACAAUUUCCAUUCCAAUUAUGUCUGGUUCAAGCUCGCCUAUUGUGACAGAAUGUGAAGGAGAAUAUUAUUAUGAUUCAAGGAAAAAUGUCCUGGAAUGGAAAAUGCCAGUAGUAGAUAGUAGUAAUAAAACUGGUUCUAUGGAAUUUAGUGCUAAUGGAAAACCCGGUGAUUUCUUCCCUGUUACUGUUAACUUUAUUUCAAACACUCCAUUUUGUAGCAUAAAGGUAGUUGAUGUCAUAUCAUUGGAAGGUGAUCAACCCGUCAAGUAUUCGACGGACACUGUCUUUUUAGUUGAAAAGUAUGAAGUUGUUUGAAA